Messenger RNA from Prorocentrum cordatum, 1258 nucleotides. The record is from the annotation of a GenBank genome assembly. Lineage: Eukaryota; Dinophyceae; Prorocentrales; Prorocentraceae.
GCGCCCGAGUUGCCGGCCUUGCCGGAGUCGGAGAUCACGGCUGCGGAGGCUGCCAAGCGCUGGGCCAACAAGGCGCUCGACAAGGCCUUGCACGAGCAGCUCAAGGCGGAGCAGUACCUCCAGGAGGCCCAGCAGAAGGUCGACGAAUGUCUCCGCAAGGAGCGGCAGGCUCAGCGUGACCUGGAGGAGGCCACCAAGCGCCACGCCAAGAAGGUGCUCCCUGCAGGCUUUGAGGAGAAGGCGCCUACCGCCUCGAGCAAGUCGGUGGUCCACAUCGAAGCCUUGCUCGCUGACCCCGAGUCCUUGGAGCUCGAUGUUGGGGAGGCGGUGGACCUCUCUGGCCCAGAGUUCUCGGACCAUGAUCGCGAGCAGUUCGAGAGUUGGGUCACCUCGCACAAGCAGAACUGCGCCAAACUCCUCAAGCAGGCCUUCGAGAGCAUCCAAGAGGAGGCCAGGAAGGCCCAAGCAGAAUAUAAGAAGCAGACUGAGAUGUUAUCUAAGAAGCGUAAGGUCGGAGAGGCAGGCGAGGAGAGUGCGGGCGAGGUGCGCAGAGUGCCGGUGCCAGCCUCUGGUGAUGAGGACCUUGACGAGAUGCAGAAGCGCAAGGCCGCUGCACUUGAGGCUGCCAAGGCCAGGGCGGCCAGUGCUGAGGCCAAGGCUGAGAAGUGGUUGAAGGAAUGUCGAGCGGACAUCGUGGUGUUCGUGGAGACGCGCACUCGUGACUCCAAAUUUCGUGACAUGCUCAAGUGCGUGGGCAAACUAGGCUGGUGCUCGGUUGGCGGAGAGGCCGACGCCACGGAAGCUGACGACUCCAGUGCAGGAGUUCUGAUUUUGGCCAAGAAGAACCUUGGACUGUCUUCUCUGUUCUUGGAGGCCUCGGGCCGUUGGCACUCCAGCAAGUGUGCGAGGUGGUGUGUCGCCACGGUCAGGCUCAAGCAUGUGACCCUGACGGUCGUCCCCAUCUACUUGAUCUCAGGUGUGAGGUCUACAUGUGUGUCCCGCAACCUUAGCCUCUUGUCCGAGAUUGGCUCCAGGCUCUCGCAGGUUGCUGGGCCGCUUCUGCUGGUGGGCGACUGGCAGAUGGAAAUUUCCGACCUCGCGUCCACGGGCUUCAUGAAGGAGCUCGGGUUGGUCGAGGUGCCCAGCCCAGACGUCUCUGUAACUUGCACUGGGGGGCGAGGAGCCGCGAGUAAGAUCGACUAUUCCCUCGUGAAUGCGGGCUUCGCCCAGGCUGUCAAGUUCGUCGGCGUGGACCUGA